This is a messenger RNA of Gastrolobium bilobum, 1529 nucleotides long. RefSeq lists its product as uncharacterized. NCBI's taxonomy places the organism in Eukaryota, Viridiplantae, Streptophyta, Magnoliopsida, Fabales, Fabaceae. Gene Ontology annotation, cellular component: cytoplasm. The coding region runs from base 43 to 1302 and encodes 419 amino acids. The record is from RefSeq and is a predicted model, not a curated record. The transcript is spliced from 10 exons.
UUCCACUAACUGCUGGUGAAUGGUGAUUCUCGUGGAACAAAAAUGGCGACUAGAUGCAUCACUCUAAGAACCACUGCCAAAACCCUUUUGCGACGUCUUCAAUCUCCCGCUCAAGAUUCUUCUCGGGCUUUUCAUUCCUUCGUUUUGCGAGAAUCUCACGCUCGUAAUUUUCAUAACCCUUAUUCUGGAAGCUUCAGGGGCAUCGUCUCAGCGCCAAACCACAAUCUCGAUGAGCCUGCUGGUGCUGCUGCGCUCUCCCUUGAUAAUCGCGUUCCAGCUACCGUGAUUACUGGUUUUCUUGGCUCUGGAAAGACUACUCUCCUGAAUCAUAUUCUCACAUCGCAACAUGGCAAGCGGAUAGCUGUCAUUGAAAAUGAGUUUGGUGAGGUUGAUAUUGAUGGAUCAUUGGUUGCUAGUCAUUCUUCUGUGAGUGAAGACAUUAUCAUGGUUAACAAUGGCUGCCUGUGCUGCACUGUCCGAGGAGAUUUAGUUAAAAUGCUGUUGGAGUUGGCUAGGAAAAAAUGUGACAAUUUUGACCAUAUUGUUAUUGAAACCACAGGUCUUGCAAAGCCAGCUCCUGUUAUUGAAACUUUUUGCAGUGAUGAACUAGUUUCUCAGUAUGUAAAACUGGAUGGAGUUGUGACUUUGGUUGAUUGUAAGCAUGCCAUGCGACAUUUAAAUGAAGUGAAACCAAGAUUCGUGGUGAAUGAGGCAGUCGAACAAGUUGCAUAUGCUGACCGUAUUAUUUUGAACAAGAUAGAUUUAGUUACUGAAUCUGAGUUAAAUAUAUUGACUAAGAAAAUUCAGAAUAUCAAUGGAAUGGCACAAAUUAAGCAAGCUAAAUUUGGAUCUGUCGACAUAGACUUUGUUCUGGGUGUGGGAGGAUAUGAUCUUGAGAGAAUUGAAUCUGAGGUACAUGGAGAAUGUCCUACUGCAAGCCAUCACGAUGACUCUGGACAUGAACACAAAGGGCAUCGUCAUCAUGAUCAUGUGCAUGAUUCUACUGUUUCAAGUGUCAGUAUUGUUGCAGAGGGAACUCUUGAUCUCGAUGAGGUUGAUGAUUGGCUUGAGAGAGUGAUUGAAGAAAAAGGAGAGGACCUAUACAGAAUGAAGGGUGUCUUGUCAGUGGAUGGUUCGGAUCAACGAUAUGUAUUUCAGGGAGUGCAUUCCAUAUUCGAUGGCUGCCCAGGAAAAACAUGGGAACCUCACGAGAAGAGGAUAAACAAGCUCGUGUUCAUUGGAAGGAAUUUGGAUGAAACUGCCCUUAGAAAAGGCUUCAAAGGUUGUAUAGUCUAUUACUAAAAAGCUGUCACCGGUCAACUUUAGUGACAGUCAACUUUAGAAGCAGCCCUUACGCGCGAUUUCGAAAUUUCUACCCACUUGUUAUGUAAUAUUAAUAUUAUCACAUGCAUUGGUCGUCCACAUCAAAUUAAAAUGAAGUCAGUAUAUUAGCUUAGAUGAAGAGAGUUGUUAUAGUAUCAUGAACGAUAAAUGUUUGAUGAUAAUAGUAAUAAAAAAAAUGUUAGUGA